Chara braunii is the source of this 7448-nucleotide messenger RNA. The record is from the annotation of a GenBank genome assembly. Lineage: Eukaryota; Viridiplantae; Streptophyta; Charophyceae; Charales; Characeae.
ACGAAACUCAUUCAAAAAACUAUUGUUUCAUUGUUUUGUGAUAAAUAUUACAAAUGUGAGUUUGCUCCCUCUUGUUUAUAACGUUGACGUGAUUUUCUUGUUGUACAGUUUUCGUGCGAAUCGUCUCGUCAAAUGGGUGUCCAGCGCGGAGAAGACAAUGUUCGAGAACGUAGUUCUUGUGACAGCAGUCCGGAAGCUCUCUGCGAACAGCCUCGUGAUUUGAAAAAAGAGUUCUUUAUGUUGACCCCGACGAAUCGUGUGGACUCCUCAAUGACGUCCAGUCGACGUCGUAUUAUUCGCUUUCCCGACGUUCCAGACGGUCAGCGCAUAUAUACUGCGCUAAUCGCCGAUAGUGAGAAUGAUAGGGAUAUGCACACGAUUCCCGAUGGAUUGAUGUUCGUCGACACAGAUUUAUGUGGUGUGUCCGAAACGACUGGAUCAGAUCUCGUGCGGAUGACCGGUCGGUUGUGUGAAAGCAUUGAAGUUACCCAACUACUGACGUUUGACUAUAGUUGCUCGUUGGUAGACACUGACUUUUGCGGUACGCCUGAUAGAAAUGGAUCUGCUAGGGAGCAGUCCGACACGUUCGAUAGAAACGGGUUUGACAGGGAACACGCAGCGGAACGUUCGGGUGAAAAUGCCGAGACAGAUAAUGGGUCGAACUUCUGGUACCUAUACUCGUUGCAGGAAGAGGUUGAGGUUGAGGCAGACCCUGGCGGCGGCGAGGAGGAUGAUAAGGAGCCUGAGGACGUUAUCGCUCCAACGGAGGUGAUUGACGCUUGGAACACGCUUUAUGGGCAAGUUCCCGUGAUAUUGAGGAUGGGCGCCACCGUCGAUGACCUUGUGGUCGAUAGAGAUAUGGGUUGGAACUUCUGGUACCUAUACUCCUUGGAAGACGAAAUUGAUGUAGAGCCCGUCGGCGAGGAGGGAGAUCCAGAACCUGCCACUCCUGAAGAGAUGACGGACACGUGGCGCGUCCUCUGUACAAAGCAGAGAUGGUCAGACCCCGACAGUAGGCACGUAAAGCUUUGUGUCUGGUUUUGCUUGGGACAACCGGUUGUGCCUGCACCGGUCAUCAUAGGUUAUUACGGUCGCAUUCGGGUAUUCAACCCUAACAUGACAGUCGUGACGCUGUUCACGACCGUGAAGAUUGACGGUCAAAAGAUGAAAGCGCUUUUCAUUGCAAGGGAGGAGUUCCGAGGAGUUACCCUCAAUUCUGUGCAAGCGUUUCGCAGCCCCACAGUCGAGGGUGCGCUCGGACGCUUCAGAGAUCGGUUAUCGCACGAUGCGGCAUUAAGGAGGGAGCUCAACUUCAGAGUCGACUGUUUGGUGCACUCUCAGUUGCACUAUCUUUUCGAUAACUGUGACGAGAUUUCUUGGAAAGUGGAACAUAGGGACCACAACUUAGAGGCUGUUUUUCGAGAGGAGGAACAUCGUCUGUCGACGGCCCGUGAUACUACAGAUGGCAGAUCCUAUCUUGGCCUAAACUGUAAUGUCGAAGUUGACGACAACAGCUCCCCGGAGUACGUGCAGAUCUCGGACAAUGCCGCACGUGUCAAGCACCAGGACAACAAGAAGGACCUGAAGGCGCCCCCACGACAGCUGAAGCUGUCAAUGAGGGACAUUAGGUGGCAGUGGAAGCGCGCCGGUUGCCCGCGUGCUGUUAUGGGGAACCCCAGCGGAAAACAGGAUCAGGUCCGGAAGUGGCGUGAAUUCUGUAAUGUCACACUCAACAUGACACUGCACAACAACUUGUGGAUUCUCGCAGAUCAGCAGGGCGAGGAGGCCAUCAGUAAACAAGGCGCUGCCCUGCGUUCCUAUUUCCCCCUGGCGAUGGCAGGGGAGAAAGUCUGGAAACUGGCCGUCGAGUUUUUCGAGAAAUGGGAGACAGGCAGAUUGCUCGGACACGACGGCGCAAAGUGGAUCAUGCGCAAGAAGAAAGUCAAAAACGUGAAGCCUGGGGUUGCAUUCAUCCAUAAUGACAAGCUGGGUAGGAAGGAGGUCGUGUACAAUGUCCCUGUGGACCCGCCGACAAAGAAAGGCAAAAAGGAGAAAGAGGAGGGCAAGUGGUUCGUGCAAGUGCCAGAGCCGGACGCGCAUUGUUGGAAAACGAUGGAGUCGCUGACAGAUAACGAGAAGUGCCGCUUCCUGAAGAAGGUGCUCGCUUGCGAGGUGGUUUGGGUACAGGCCGGCUCCCCAGCGUUGGCGAAGCUCGGAAAGCAGAGCGUCCAGGAGGUGGUGAAUUUGGUGAAGUGCGACCGGGUGUUGGGGAAACUGCCGGCAGGCGCCGCUGCUGCAGUGCGGGUGCCACAGAAGGUUACGCAAACUGAUGUGUCCGACAUCUCGUUCAACCCUUGCGACUGGUCGCAUACCUCGCCUGCACGUCGGGGCAGUGUGUACGGGAACAUGGAACGCAACCCCGCGCAAUUCGUUCAACUUCUCGAAUCCGUCACCAAGAAGGAGGAGGGUGUCGUCUUCCUCGGGAAGCCACACGCGCGGUCAGUCUGGGAAGUACUGAAGGCAGGACGACAUGUCAUCGCGAUGGAAGGGAACUCCGAGCUCUUGCAAUUUACAAUUGAUCUCGUCAAAAGCGAGGUCAAUCCGGGUGCCCACAAUUGCGAGUUCAUGGUCGUCACCGAGACUCGGGCUCGCGUGUGGAACAACAAGACGGACAUGUGGUUCAAGUUGAGUGUGAGGAAGCGGAACAAGAUAUACGACUUCUUGUUCCUGCAAACGCGGCCGAAGAGAGACACUGACGCCGAGUACGUGCGCCGCAAGGACCACAUGUUCACGUUGCUCGACAACUACCACGGCGCCUCCCGCAUGAACGCGAAGACCUUCCUCGAGAGGUUGCAGUCCCUUUACUUCGUGGAGUCAGAGGAGGAGCUGACGUUCGGCAGUUACUCCUCCUUGAUCUCCACGGAAGACGAGGAGACCACCGGCAUCGAGUUCGACGCGACCGCGGACGAGGAGGGCAGCAACACCGAAAGCCUCGACCUGCAGUACGACCAACAUUUCGCGCAGCACGCUACAGGGUUGUCCUUGGCAGGUCCGUCCACAAGCCCAACGUCCCUCGUGUCACCGAUGGCGAAACCGGCGCCUGGCACUACCCCGAUGAAGUUGCUGCAGAGAAUGCAAGCUCUGGCCUCCGGCCAUCGCUCACUGCGUCCCAGGUCUGACAUCCUGCCCGAUCAUCUAUCUUGGACAAAUGCCAACAUUCACUUCCUGCCUGAGCCUCAAAGUCGUUCCACGGAGGCGGACUGGGGCCAUGACAUGAUUUGGCAUCCAAGAGUCAUCCAGCUGGCGAUCCAAAAGGGUGAGUGGAUCGUGGCGGUCGCUGUCCCGGACGGAGGAUGGAUGCCACUCCCUCGCGGGUCGAAGUCUGACUUCCUCAAUGUCGCUAAAAUUGCGGUCCUCCAGAAAGUGAGGGCCGAGAAUGACUCUUUCGCACCCGAAGACGUGUCCGUCAUUUCCACAGCUGGGCGAUUGUUCGCCGAACUUCAGGACAAGUGCUGGUUGGACCUGACGGAGAACUACUACGACCUCGACACGAGCCCCUCGAAAGGAAGGGUGGACUGGGAAAUCCCCCCUCCCAGUGGGACGCAUGUAAGUACAGGGUCCCGGGGACCGGACGGUGGGGAGAACGAGGGCGACGAGGCUGGGGGCGGCAAACGAGUCCUGGGGCGACAACACGAGGGCGACGAGGCUGAGGGCGGGUCUCCGGGCGACACCACGACAACGGAAGGCAGCGGCGGGGUGGCGGGGGAGGCCCUCGGGCGUCAGCAGUCUACCGGUCCCGGUCCGGAAGGCUCGACACAGUCGGCGGACGUGCCCAGUUCAUCCACCUGGUCGGUGAUGGCGGCCUUGGUUGCUCUCCGUGCCGGCUCGGUCGAAACGUUCAAGUCCGCCGGGAUCCGAACUUCAAUGCUUGCAGAGCGGACAAAGAGGACGGAUGCGCAGAGCUGGUCAGGACCGGGGAUGGCGAGUCGUCAUCCCAAAAUAGACAGCGGUGCGGUGAGGGACGGGACUUUGCCGCCUGUGGGGAAUCGCCAACCGCUUCGGUCGGAGCGAGAGGGUGCGUGUGGAGGGCCCGGCGAUAGGGAGACGACGAAGUUCGCCGGGAUCCGAACUUCUUCAGGCAAGGCGUGUGGAGGGCCCGGCGGCAGGGAGACGGCGAAGUUCGCCGGGAUCCGAACUUCUUCAGGCAAGGCAUGUGGAGGGCCCGGCGAUAGGGAGACGGUGAAGUUCGCCGGGAUUCGAACAUCUUCAGGCAAGGGGGGGCAACCAGGGAUAUUGGUGCAGGCGGGAGGGGCUGCGUGCGGCGGGCGGGAAGCGCAUUCGUCGAAAAUCGACACGGGUUCGGGCGAAGUGGCUGCAUUGCAUGCAGGGGAAGAAGGCAGGGUGAUGGACAAAGAGAAGGAAGUGGAGGAAGGAGACACAGGGGAGGAAUUAGAGGAAGGAGGGGAUGAAGGGGAGGAAGAAGAGGAUGAAGGAGAGGAAGGGGAAGAAACGGAGUUGGCUGGGUUGCUAGGAGGGCAGCAGGGGGAAAAAGGUGAACUUGAUACAGGAGACGACGAACGGACUUUCGGCGACGACGAUGACAGAUCUGGGGAGUCGUCUGCUGGAUUCGGGCAGCUGUACGCAGAACACCGCGAGGAAGACGACGACGACGAUGACACGGCACUGGGUAUGGAGACACAUGUGGUCACAAGCCUUUCGGCAAAACGUGAUGACUAUGAGGUCGAAGCAAUGACGUCUGUCGUCGAUCUCCAACACCGGUUCAACGAAGCUCGUGUAGCAGUCAUCCUGACUAAACCGAGUGUGCGUAUUGACAUCGAAGAAGUUAUCGACGGCAUCCUGGGCGACCACCACAUGUCCGCGCAGCCGUCCUCGACGUCUGGUGUCGACGACCCUCUCGACGUCAAACCUUCCAGGGGAUCUGUCGUCGAUUUCUCGCAUACGAACUCUCCGAUGCUGCCGCUGACCAUCGUCGGCGGAGGAGAAGGCGGAAUCGGGGGACGACAAGAUGUCAGAUCCCCGAAAAAAAUUGUCGCUGGCACUCGAGCUCUCGACGUGCUGGCCUUGCCCACGCCAACUUUGCCGAUUAAGGAGCGGAGAGACAAACCAGCUGUGCGGGCCACGGCACCUGGAACAGCAGUGACUGCGAUUGGAAGCUUGCGGGUUUCGGACGACAUUGAACGAGGCUUGGUGCCACCUGAUACUGUACUCUCAACCCUCUGCAAUGGUCAGUUGCGAAUUGCAGCGAAGGAUAUUCUCACCCUCUCACUUAGCGAUGGCAGGGUGAAUGAUGAGGUGGUCAACUUCUACAUGGCGCUAUUAGGAACGACCGCAUAUGGGAUAAGUGACAUCCCGCGAGGCCUUCGGGGAUCCAAGUUCAACGCGGUCAUGUCUCGCCCAGAUGUAGAUAGGCAUUCAGACUUGCGUCAUGACAGUCAUACGUGGAUCCACGAAGCAACCAGAGAGGACUUCGAAGAGGACCCAUGGAUGACCGUCGUGCGGUACAUCAACCGGCAUCUUGACGAUUGGAGCGAUGACACUUGGAACGCGAUGGAGAGUGGUUGCCCUUGGGAAAACCAUCACAAGUUUGCCAAUAUAUUAGAGUUCGGGAACCUCAUUCCACUGCCUGAUGGUGUCCUCGAGCACAAGUUCCUGAACCAUACUCGCAAGGAAGAGGAAUACCUUGCAGAAUGUCGGGAAGAAUACAAGUAUACCGCGGCUUCGGAGAUUCAUAACAUGGAUGAGCAUGAGCCUCGGCCUGGGUGUAAAGUGCCCUACGGACCUGUCAAUAGUGCGGCUAUGGCGCGUAGCAAUGGCCUCUUUGGCUAUAGGUCAGGCCAUCUAAUAUUAUACUGGAACUGGGAACCAAUGCGCGAAGAAGGGGCUACCGUAGACGCCUACCUGAGCUACAGUAAAAGUGACAGCUUAGCAAGGCUGAAGAUAAACAUUUACGAAGGGAAGGAGCAGGAGAUGAGGGAGGAUGCAAAGGUUCACGGUGUAAUUACUGCGGCUCGUGACCGAGCCGAGCGCCGGUUAAGAAGGGACGGGGUGACUGCGAGCUUAAAGGCAGAAAGUGAUGGUGAUGAUGAUGAUGAUGAUGAUGAUGAUGAUGAUGAUGAAAAUUAUGAACCUGUCAAUAGUGCGGCUAUGGCGCGUAGCAAUGGCCUCUUUGGCUAUAGGCCAGGCCAUCUAAGAUUCCACUGGAGCUGGGAACCGAUGCGCGAAGAAGGGGCUACCGUAGACGCCUGCCUGAGCUAUAGUAAAAGUGACGGUUUAGCAAGGCUGAAGAUAAACAUUUACGGAGGGAAGGAGCAAGAGAUGAGGGAGGAUGCAAAGGUUCAGGGUGUAAUUACUGAGGCUCGUGACCGAGCCGAGCGCCGGUUUAGAAGGGACGGAGUGACUGCGAGCUUAAAGAUCCUUGUUCUUCUUUCGUACAAAGAGAACUGGCACUCCAUAUGGGGAACUACUAGGGCGGAUCCAACCUUUGUCGAACAAGUCAUCGAGUUGUACGUGGAGGACCGCGAGCUCCUCCUCGCUCAUGCUAUAGAUGCAAAGUUUCCGCGGCAUGGCACCGGCCUCAAGAAAGAUCUCAUGAGAGAUUGGCCGGUUCGACACCAUACCGGUAGGCCAGCAGGACAAAAGAUUGGGUAUGGAGAUGGAGGAGGCAGGAGAAGAGAGAUUGAGAGCUGGAGUACAGGUGAAAGGCCGUCCAACGUGUGGGAUCGAACCAUGAGCAUAGGAGCUCUGAGGAUCCCCAUUGGGCUGGUGUAUGGUUAUAUAGAGAGGGAGAGGCGAGGUUGGGAAGUAGCUGAUAGGUCGGGCAGAGCAAGUGAUGAACAGUCGGGUUCCUUGCAAUUUGGUAUCAGAGCAAAACUUGUUACUCUCACUGGACGCGCUGGCAUGAUCAAGGCCGGCAAGAAGGAUAAGCUGGCUUGAGUAUAGCUGGCGAGAGUUGAUGUGAAGAGGAGUUAGAUUGGGAUAGAGGAGGAAGUUGGUCGAAGAAGAAGGGGCUAAGGAGGAGAAGACUUACCUGCGAUUGGAGCGACUGGAGCGAUUGGAGCGAACGUGGAGUCUUCAUCAACGACUACAAAGAAGAGAAGAACCUCCUGCCCCACUUACCUCGAUUGAUUGCAAACAUGUGCGUUGUGUAUCUCUUCCCCCUCCUUUUUGGUGGUCGCUGCUGCUGUCUGGACGAAACCUGUGGCCUGGUCUGAUCUGACAGAUAGGACUCGAGAGUUAACAUCUGGUCGUCGUGUUAUCCACCUAGUCUAUCGAUAGGUAGGGAAGGAAGGUUGAGUCAGGGAACUGUGUACUGCCACGUCAGAGUGUACGAAGCUUAGAGCUGAGAUAAUCGUGGUAAACUGGAUUUGAUUUCGAAGUAAGUUGGAGUAUCACCCGACUACCUUUUCUAACAAAAGUGACCAGACAAG